UAAACGUGCUUCGAGGAGAGGUAGCUGUUUUUUAGAAGUGAAAUAAAGCCCAGUGAGAAAAAGCAUUGGUAAACGAGAAACGGGUAACACUUGUAUUGUUAUUACUAUUAUUUUAAAUAUAACACCGCGUAAACUCUACUUUAAGUGUAUGUUAGUGUUCCAGCUUUCUGUAGUUAGCUAGUUCGUUCCCAGUAAACAACACGCCUAUUCAGGAUCCAUUCAGGAUUCUGUUAAUUGAAUUAUAUCUUUAAUGCUGGAAGUGUUCGUGUCAUGAACAUAUGACUUAAUGUCUUCAGCAGAUCACCAAACGUCGAUCUUUAAAUCGGCAUACAUAUAAUUCAAGUUGAAUUCAAGAGUUGUUUAGAAAGAAAUUUCAACUUUUUUAAUGAUGGUAAGCACCCGAACUAGCAAGGACAUUAUGUCAAUAUUAAGUAGCCAACUGCUAAUAAAUAAUAAAAUUAGGUAUACAGCCUUAUAUAUAGCUUUUAUAUAUUGAUCUGUGCCAGUGUAUUAACGUUACCUGUAAGUUAGCUGUUGGGUUUGUCCAAUAAUGUGUGUCUGUGACGUUUAUGAGUAAGGUGAGAUGGACAGAGAAGACAGAGAAAGCCCGUCAAACAGCUGUAGACAGCUGGAUGUCCACCUCAGCGCUGGUGAUGACAGUGACGAUGAUGGUCCAGGCCAGGAGACCUUUAAAGAUGAAGAGCCUGGCCUUCCUCCUGAUUUGGAUUGGUUGGAAGAAUUGCAUGAGGAGGAGGAUGGCGAUGGUGAUGAUGAUGAUUGUGACCUUGCGGCUUCAGCCAACAGUGGUAAGAAGAGGAGUUAUGCCGAGACAGCACGGAUGUUCAAGCUGAGACGAAAUCUGGACCAGCUGGACUGCUUUCACCAACAGAAGGAGCAUGACGUGCUGAAAGCCAGAGAAAAGCUGAAACUCUGUCGUCAGAAUGUUGAGAGCUUGUUGGAGCUGAGGGAUAAUUUGGAGAGAGAAAUCGAGCACCAGAAAGCAGCAGACAACAGCGUGGCAGUGUUUCGACUGCGGGCACAACAUAAGCUUCUGUGUCAAAAGCUCCAGAGUGAGGAGGAGCUGGAGGGCCACAUCAACACUGAGCUGAAGCAACAAGAAAUAGAGCUGAGUGAGGUGGAAGUGGAGCUUGGCAGAUUCUCCUUUCUCCGGCAGGAGGUGCAGGAAGAGGAGAAGCUCUUCCAGGUCCUGAAGGCUCAGAAGGCGGCGACAAGGCUGCAGCAGGAGAGGAAAGUCAGCUGGAACCUGCAGCUAAAGAUGCAGAAUCUCAGGGAUAAACAGGUAGCCAUGCUGAAGAAAGAGGAGGCUGAAUGUCAAAAGAAAAUUGAAGAGGCUCGAGCGAAUCGCAAGAUAACUGCCAAGUACUUGAAACAGACCAUUAAAAGAAUGCAUCAGCAGGAGGCUGAGAAGGAGCGGCAGAACAGGGAGUUACUGGAAAAAAGGAUCCAGGCUGUCAAGUCGCUGAAGUCUAACAUAGCAGCCACCCAAGAGAGUUUACGUGUCCAGCAGAGCAGAGCCAAAGCAAACGCCCAAAAGAAAGAACAGCAAAAAAGACAACUGAGAGAAUCCCUGCAGGCCCAAGGCAUCAACAGUAUCAAAUAUAUGUACCAGCAGAAACAGCUAGAGGAGAUGAAACGAAAACAAGAGGAAUUCGAGGAGAGCCAAAAGUCCAAAAAGGUGGAGAUCGUGGCAAAAAUCCUUCAGGAGGAACAGCUGAUAAGGAGCAGGAAGAAGAACCAGUCUCUGCUGCCCAAACCCUCAACCACUGACAGGUCCUCAUUUCUGAGGGGGGCCAGACAGAAGCUGCUGUACUACCUGGAUCCUCUCCCCCCACCAGCUACUGAGGACACAGCCACUGCUUUAAGAGAGUUCAGCAGCUCAUCAUCAGCUUCUUCUGAUGAGGAGGACCUGGGGAAAACAGAGGAAGCCAUCCAGCAGGAAGUGGACCACCAGGGUCUUGCUGACAGCCUGGCUGAGCCUGAAUUCUCCGGGCUGUGGGACCACAGCUACAAGUUUCAGAAGCCCCUCAAUGAGCAAGCCACACCGUUUCAAGCUGAAAUAAAGCAAGAAGAACCUGUGGUAGCCAGUGGAAAGGUCAGCACGGCUGCUAAAAAGGUUCAUGGAAGGGAAAUGAAAGGACCUCCGUUCACCAGUAAACCAGAGGUCAUCCUCUUCAAGGACUUUGAAGUGGGGAGAAUGUAUAAGAAGAAGAUUGCUCUCACUAACAUCAGCUACUCCGUAAACCACUGCAAGCUUCUCAGGGUCCCCGCUCACCUGAAGGAGUUUAUCUCUGUCAACUUUGAGCCACCUGGCUCCUUAUCUCCUGGGAUGUCCUGUGACAUGCAAGUUGUUUUCCAGCCUAUGAUCAAUGAGGACUUGACCGGAGAGAUCCAGUUUGCAUCCACUGUGGGUCCCUUCUCUGUGCCGGUUCGAUGCACCAUAAAGAGAUGUAAUCUGGAGGUUGACGCCCAGUUCAUUGACUUUGGUUCACAUGUCGUGGGCCAGACUAUUUCACGGACUGUCACCUUGACCAACAAGGGUGCACUGGCCACCCUCUUCAGCCUGGACACUUCCACUUGUCUCAGUCCAGAAACUAGUCAUGUCCAGAUGCCAUCUCAGGUCUCUGCCAACACAGGCCAGGAGACGAGAAGUCAAAACACAACACGUGACCACCAGAAGAGCUCUGCAUCCAUAGAAACCGACAAAGCCCAACCAAAGCAACCAGGUCAGGAACUCUCUGAGGCAUCACAGCGAGAGCAAGCAGUGUCAGAGGCCUCAGCGACGGACCAAGACGUGGUUCCCGAGGUGUCCUCGUCCUCAGAUGUAGACUCUCAGAUAGACCAGACCCCAUCAGACCCCAGUGACAUAAGAUUGGGAAAUGUGAGAGAGGGAGAGAUCGGACCAUUUGAAAGCAUCAAAUUAGAGAUUAUAUUCGCUCCAAACAUUCCAGGAGAGACCAAACAGGACUUCUACAUCAGCUUCUCUGACAUGACCAGCAAACCAAUAAGAAUCCAGGUGAGGGGUGUGGCAGUCGGUGUCCCGGUCUGGGUAGUUCAGCCCAGCAUUGACCUGAAGAUCUGCAUGUUUGACCGCCUUUAUCAGGACAGCGUCAUGAUAUUAAGCAGAGCCAGUUCAGCUUUGAAACUGACCUUUGAGGUUUGCCCAGAAAUGAGGAAACACGUGGAGAUCCUACCAAAGACCGGCUUCAUCCAGGCUCAGUCAAGCUUUAACGCUCAACUGAAGUUCAUGCCAAGGCGUUCCCUAUCUCAAGAUGCAAAGGAGUUUUUUGACAGCGAUACUGGAGUCCUGGAGGUGCCAAUGACAGUGCAAGUAGCAGGCCAGGUGCAGCCGGCUCAUUUCACAGUCCAUGCAGUUGUGACGUCCUCAGACCUGCAGUUUGACCAGCCUGAGGUGGACUUUGGAUACUGUUCCAUUUACCAGUCGGUCAAGAGCACCGUCCGCCUCACCAAUCUGUCCCUCUUGCCUCAAGACUUCGGAUUCUUGGGUGUUCCAGAGUUCAUGGAGGUCCAGCCUAAUGAGGGCUUUGGCACUCUGCUCCCACAAGAAACCCUAGAGAUGGAUCUAGUAUUCAGUCCAAAAGUGGCCAAAGAGUACCAUUUCCAACUCAGCUGCAAGUCUGGAAUUAACAGAGAUUUCCUGCUGUCCUGCCGAGCUGUGGGUGUCCAUCCACCCCUGGAGCUCUCUCAUUCUCUGGUCCAGUUUGGGGCCACAGCCCUAGGUGACCAGUCCACUUCCAUACUUCACCUGAUCAACCACCACACUGACCGUAACCAGUCCAAACAACUCCAUCUGAUCACGCCAGUGGUCAAGGAUGCCGUGUCUGUGGAAAUACCCAGGCUGUUCUCAUUCGUUCUGCCGGAGGACUCAGAUAUCAGCAUCACUCCUACUGCAGGACGCCUUCUCCCUGGAGAGAAAUGUCUGGUCCAGGUGAUGUUCAGGCCCAGACUUUCGGACCAGGAGGUUAAAGACGAGGCAUUGCGUCUCUUCCAGCGGGCCAAGCUGCUCCGUGAGAAGGAGUUGGAGAGAAAGAAACAAGCCGAACAGGAGGCUAAAAAGGAGAUUCCAGCAGAAAUCAGUAAAAGGAAAAAGUCUUCUGGGAAACCAAAGAACACCAAGGUGUCAGACGACCCGGAGACAGAAAAACAAGCUGAAUCUCCAGAUCCUGUCGACAUACAGCCAGGGCCAGAGCAGUAUGAGGAGGCCAAGGUCUCUCUGCUGUACUCCUUCAGCCAGCGCUACAGAGAGUACAUCAUUCCCUGCUUCAUAUCAGACGGAGACCCUCCAGAGGAAGACAGACAGAAACAGCCAACGUGGAGCUCCUUCAAUACCAUCUACUUGAAGCUGCAGUGUCCUGCUGUACAGCCCUCUCUAGUUGUAAUAUCCAACAAUAGACUUAAUAUCGUAGACUUCCACCAGGUGGCAGUGGGAGAGAAGGAGAUUAGGAGGUUCACAGUUCAGAACAUUUCAAAAGAGCUGUUGGAUCUCAAGUCGUCAUUGUUGGACAUAAACGGUCCAUUUUCCCUUCUCAGUGCUCUCAGAUCCAUUAGACCAGGAGAGAAACACACUCUGGUGUUCGCCUUCAGUCCAACUCUGGACAAAAAGUGCCAUGACAUACUGGAGGUGCGCUGUCAGAAAAUGACAUUGAAAAUAACUCUGCGUGGGGAGGGCGUAGUCCCUGCUGUCACCUCAUCCCACACUGGAGGUCUCCUUGACUUUGGCUACGUGUUGGAGAAGGAGAGAGCCUCACACGUCAUCAAGUUACAGAACAGCUCAGCAGUGGCAGUGGGCUUCGCUGUCCUGCUGGCUAGUCUCUCUCCGUCCAGGCCUCGGGGUGGAGUUGACAAGGUGGAGUUCUUGCUGGACAAAUACACAGACUCACAAGUCCAACCUGCUGUGGGGACUCAGAACCACAGCGGGCUGAGUGUGUUCACUGUGGUGCCAGCAGAGGGCAGCAUUGCUCCAGGACAGAGCCAAGACAUCACUGUCACCUUUCAUCCUGACCACCCAUCCCUUAACUACUCUGACAAACUCACCAUAGAGCUCGUGAAUAAGAGUAAAGUGUGUGUGAUGGAUCUGAAGGGUGCGGCCUCUCAUCAUAACAUGUAUCUAUGUGGAGGAGACCUGCUGACAGUGCCCAUUGAAUCACUCCUCCCUUCAUUCGUAAUCAGUCAGCCGCAGCUCACAGCAGAGUCAGAGGAGGUGGAGAGGCCAAGCAUCCCUAUACUGGUGACCUUGCGCGCCAGCUGCAGGACUGGUGCCAUCACACCUGCAGUCAGGGAGCUACAGGUGGGCUGUAUCCGCUCCACACAGCCCAGUAAGAAGAAUGGUGAAUUUUACUGGGACAACGUGGCAUCACUACAGCAGCUGGGCUUCAGUGUAGAGCCCAGCAAAGGCAGCGUGGAGGUGGGACACAGGCGCACCAUUACUAUCACAUGGACUCCUUACAGUGGACACAAGCCCUAUGAGGUGGUGCAAACGUGCGUGCCUCUUACCGUAAAGGGCGAUGAGACAAAUGUUUACAGAGUCACCCUGAUGGCUUUGGUCUCCAUGACUUCUGACUGACCUCUACAGGUCCUGGAUGCCCGUCAUUGGGAAGUCUGCUCACACCUACAUGGACAGAAAACCACAGAGAUGACAUAUAUAUAAAUGUAAACCAAUAAAAACGUAAAUUUAAUAUUUAAA
This is a messenger RNA of Mugil cephalus (flathead mullet), 5722 nucleotides long. RefSeq names its product cilia and flagella associated protein 74 (gene cfap74). The coding region runs from base 584 to 5602 and encodes 1672 amino acids. The transcript is spliced from 38 exons. The record is from RefSeq and is a predicted model, not a curated record. NCBI's taxonomy places the organism in Eukaryota, Metazoa, Chordata, Actinopteri, Mugiliformes, Mugilidae.